Molecule: messenger RNA, 1529 nt
Organism: Pollicipes pollicipes
Lineage: Eukaryota; Metazoa; Arthropoda; Thecostraca; Pollicipedomorpha; Pollicipedidae
Exons: 10
Coding region: 30-1529 (499 amino acids)
Source: RefSeq, a predicted model, not a curated record
UCCUGCUUUAGUGAGGUACCUGCAAAAGGAUGGCAAGUGAUUUCUUGGCACAUCUAAAAACUUUGGAGGAACAUCAAGUGCAUGCAAGAUGCAAGGAGCUGCAGGAUGAAGUGCCCAGACAUUUGGAGUCAUGUGAUGUUGUUCUUCAAGCACAAAUCAUUGAUGCCUUUAUUCAGAAAACAAUUAUUAAGGCAUCUGAGUCAGAGGCUAAAAACAUGUUUAAAAUCCUGCUCCCACCCGCAAUUAGAGCAUGUGACAGUGCCUUUGAGGCUUUACAGGCUUGGGAUAAUGUUCAAGAAGUUUUGAAACUCAUCUGGACUCCCAUUCAUAUUUUGGGCUGCAUCUCUGCUUGCUGCCUACAUGCACAAGACAAGGAAUGGACAUCCUCCUCUUUGAUGACUGAUCUUUUACAGUAUGCCUUCCACAGUCUCAAAGCUACUUAUUCACACUGCCAGGACAGCUCGCGCAUGUACGGCAGCGUGCUGGAGUCGGUGAAUGAGCCGCUCACACAGCUGUUCCGCGCCGCCACGACCCUGCAGGCACACCUCCAUCAACUCUGCAGCUCUUUGGCCACCUCUGACGGUCUGACCGAGGACGACAUGGCCUUGCUCACCUCAGUCUGUGACGACCUGGCGGUGACCGGUCGCCUUCUGACCAGGCUGGACGCUCGCGCCAUGGCUGAGGCCUGGAAGUGCUACCUGCGCCUGCUCCAGCUACUGCCGGAGCGGCUGCCGGCCAGCGCCGACCUGCCACGGGCGCUGACCUUCAUGGCCGGCGAGGUCACUGACCGCCUGGCCGAAAUACGCCAGACGGCCGCCGACAAGGCGUCUGGCGGUGACCAGAGCCGGCCGCUGUCGAAGGCGCUCAAGAUGUGCGGCUUCUACCUGAAGCUGGCCGUCGGUCUGAGUGAGAGCUACACGGCGCAGGCGCGAGGCGCGUUCGGCGUUCUCACAGAGCUGGCGUUCACCCUCACCAGGUACUCCGCCCCCGACGCGCACGUAAACGACCUGGACCCUGCUGUGCUCAGUCAGCUGAGCAGUCAGCUGACGGUGGCCGCCGAGCCGCUGCUCUUCAGCAUGAUGGAGGAUCAGGCAUACCCAGAGCCGUUCUGGGAGGCCCUGGACGCCAGCGAGGCUCUCGGGCCGCUCUGUCGGCUGCGCUGCUGCCUGGCGCUGGCCCGCCGGUGCUGCCACCUGCCGGAGGCGUCACGAGGCGUGUGGACGGCCGGUGCCGACCGGCGCCACCUGGUGGCCGCCGCGCUGGACCUGCUGCCGCGCUGUGACGUUGAGCUGGCCUGCGGCGCGCCCGUGGAAUCCGAUAUCCACAAUCGACCCCGGGUCAGCCUGUACGAGCACACCCUGGUGUCGGUCUGCGCCCUGGUCGGGAGCCUGACAGCGCCCGAGCUGCGCGCUACCGAGACACACCUGUGGCGCCACCUGUGCCAGUCUGGCGUCUGGGGCGCGCUUCUCGCCGCCGACGUCCUCUGUUUUAUCGCCAGGCUAGUGCUCUCUGUGUGCCUGGAGUGUUAA